AUGUCCUUCCCAAACACCCCCGUCGUCCCAGAAUUUCCCGUUAUCUAUCUCAACGACAAGCCUAUCACCUACGAUUCCAACCUGGAGGUAAUACCCAAAUCGCCCCAGCCGGUAGAAACAAUCUCCAGAAAGCCCGUCGCCUGGGUCGACCUGUUUCCAGAGCAGGCAGACGAGCUUCUCGCCUGGCAGAUUAUUGUCGGUCACAAGGAUGCACCUCUGAUGAGCGAAAUCGACUUUUCCGAAUGUCCGAGUGAAUCCCUCGAUGACGACGACGAGUUCGACUCUUCGUUCGACAGUCAGAAACGAGAAGGGGAUGGACGAUCAUAUUUCAGCGACGACUCGGACGACGACGAGGAGGAAACAUCGAUUAUCUCUAUAGUUCCGCAGACCGCUCUCGAGGAGGUUACAUUGACUCGGAGCGAAGACGAUAUUGCGCGUGAAAACCAGCGACUUAUUUUGCUCCUUGAAGAUUAUAUCAAGGAUCUUGGGAUCAAGAAUCAAAGGCCCAAGUCGUUUCAAUUUGGUCCUCGUUCAAAGUUUUUGAAGGCCAAAUUGUAG
Messenger RNA from Coprinopsis cinerea okayama7#130, 558 nucleotides. RefSeq lists its product as hypothetical. The coding region runs from base 1 to 558 and encodes 185 amino acids. The transcript is spliced from 2 exons. NCBI's taxonomy places the organism in Eukaryota, Fungi, Basidiomycota, Agaricomycetes, Agaricales, Psathyrellaceae. The record is from RefSeq and is a predicted model, not a curated record.